Acanthisitta chloris (rifleman) is the source of this 346-nucleotide messenger RNA. RefSeq names its product class II histocompatibility antigen, M alpha chain-like. Gene Ontology annotation, cellular component: MHC class II protein complex. Lineage: Eukaryota; Metazoa; Chordata; Aves; Passeriformes; Acanthisittidae. The record is from RefSeq and is a predicted model, not a curated record. The annotation marks the transcript as partial. The transcript is spliced from 2 exons. Gene Ontology annotation, biological process: immunoglobulin production involved in immunoglobulin-mediated immune response; peptide antigen assembly with MHC class II protein complex; antigen processing and presentation of exogenous peptide antigen via MHC class II. Gene Ontology annotation, molecular function: MHC class II protein complex binding.
UGCCUGGUGGAGAACAUCUUCCCUCCAGCACUGACCAUCACUUGGACCUCCAACGGUGUCCCCGUCACCGCCGGCGUCACCCACACCCACUACACCCCCACGGCCGAUCUGACCUUCGUCCGCUUCUCCUACCUGCGGGUGACGCCCGGCGCGGGCGACGUCUACGCCUGCGUCGUCACCGCCCUGGGGGACAAUGGCACCUCCAGUGUCACCUACUGGGUUCCUCCGGACCCGGUGGUGGAUGAGGUGUUGGAGACAGCUCUGUGCGGUGCUGCCAUGGCCUUGGGCAUCGUCUUGGCGCUGUUUGGCGUCGGCAUGGUCUGCUUGGCGCGUCGGGAGAGUCGGG